CAGAUCACCACAACACAGGUGUCUCGAUACGGAGAUAAGAGACAAUAUAAAUAGUAAGCAGCAUUACGACAGAUCACAUAGCUGGAAGCAAAGCAGCGAGACGUGCUCGAGAUGAAGACGAUCUUCAUCCUCUUCGCUGUCCUCGGGAUAACAGCAGCAAAGGCUGUUCCUGCGCCCCGUAUUAGCGUACACACACGCAACCUCCAGGAUGACCUCAAUGACUUCCUCGCCCUCAUCCCCGUCGACGAAAUUGUCGCUAUCGUCACCGAUCACUUGGCCAACGACCCUGAGGUGCAGGCUGCUGUUCAGUACAUACUCUCCGAUGACUUCAAGAGCAUUGUCCUGGCCAUCGACGCUCUCCCAGAAUACAUUGAUUUCCUCAACUACCUGCAAGAGUCCGGCCUCGAUGUCUACAAAUACGUGAACGCUCUACACGACUUCCUGGGACUGCCCCAGCUUACCCCUCCAUCCAAGCUGAGGCACACCAGGAGCAUCCGUUCCAUGGUCGACGAGAUUCUCGCCAUCUUGCCACUGGACGAACUCCGGGCUCUGUUCGACGAGAAGCUGCAAACCAGCCCCGACUUCAAGGAGCUGUACGACAGGAUCAGGUCUCCCGAAUUCCAGUCGAUCGUGGAAACUCUGAACUCGCUGCCAGAGUACCAGGAGCUGCUCCAGAAAUUGAGGGACGCUGGCAUCGACGUCGACGCAUUCAUUGACCUGAUUCGCGGUCUUUUCGGCCUGCCAACAAGCUCCAGCAACAAGGUUCGACUCCAUGUACCUGCCAAGAAGGCCAACCGCAACCUCCAGGAUGACCUCAAUGACUUUCUCGCCCUCAUCCCCGUCGACGAAAUUGUCGCUAUCGUCACCGAUCACUUGGCCAACGACCCUGAGGUGCAGGCUGCUGUUCAGUACAUACUCUCCGAUGACUUCAAGAGCAUUGUCCUGGCCAUCGACGCUCUCCCAGAAUACAUUGAUUUCCUCAACUACCUGCAAGAGUCCGGCCUCGAUGUCUACAAAUACGUGAACGCUCUACACGACUUCCUGGGACUGCCCCAGCUUACCCCUCCAUCCAAGCUGAGGCACACCAGGAGCAUCCGUUCCAUGGUCGACGAGAUUCUCGCCAUCUUGCCACUGGACGAACUCCGGGCUCUGUUCGACGAGAAGCUGCAAACCAGCCCCGACUUCAAGGAGCUGUACGACAGGAUCAGGUCUCCCGAAUUCCAGUCGAUCGUGGAAACUCUGAACUCGCUGCCAGAGUACCAGGAGCUGCUCCAGAAAUUGAGGGACGCUGGCAUCGACGUCGACGCAUUCAUUGACCUGAUUCGCGGUCUUUUCGGCCUGCCAACAAGCCCCAGCAACAAGGUUCGACUCCAUGUACCUGCCAAGAAGGCCAACCGCAACCUCCAGGAUGACCUCAAUGACUUUCUCGCCCUCAUCCCCGUCGACGAAAUUGUCGCUAUCGUCACCGAUCACUUGGCCAACGACCCUGAGGUGCAGGCUGCUGUUCAGUACAUACUCUCCGAUGACUUCAAGAGCAUUGUCCUGGCCAUCGACGCUCUCCCAGAAUACAUUGAUUUCCUCAACUACCUGCAAGAGUCCGGCCUCGAUGUCUACAAAUACGUGAACGCUCUACACGACUUCCUGGGACUGCCCCAGCUUACCCCUCCAUCCAAGCUGAGGCACACCAGGAGCAUCCGUUCCAUGGUCGACGAGAUUCUCGCCAUCUUGCCACUGGACGAACUCCGGGCUCUGUUCGACGAGAAGCUGCAAACCAGCCCCGACUUCAAGGAGCUGUACGACAGGAUCAGGUCUCCCGAAUUCCAGUCGAUCGUGGAAACUCUGAACUCGCUGCCAGAGUACCAGGAGCUGCUCCAGAAAUUGAGGGACGCUGGCAUCGACGUCGACGCAUUCAUUGACCUGAUUCGCGGUCUUUUCGGCCUGCCUACGAGGAAAUUUUAAACAACAAUUUUUAGCAGAUAAAUACAACGUGUUAUUGCCUGUGGUGUGCAUUAUGGGAAGAAGGAAGUGUUGUUUUAGAACUAUGAGCACGUGAAUAAAUUAUUUUCCAGCGUAA
Schistocerca nitens (vagrant locust) is the source of this 2074-nucleotide messenger RNA. RefSeq lists its product as uncharacterized. Lineage: Eukaryota; Metazoa; Arthropoda; Insecta; Orthoptera; Acrididae. The transcript is spliced from 11 exons. The coding region runs from base 112 to 1959 and encodes 615 amino acids. The record is from RefSeq and is a predicted model, not a curated record.